Messenger RNA from Eurypyga helias (sunbittern), 606 nucleotides. RefSeq names its product tumor protein p73-like. The annotation marks the transcript as partial. Gene Ontology annotation, cellular component: nucleus. Gene Ontology annotation, biological process: regulation of transcription by RNA polymerase II; apoptotic process. The transcript has 5 exons. Lineage: Eukaryota; Metazoa; Chordata; Aves; Eurypygiformes; Eurypygidae. The record is from RefSeq and is a predicted model, not a curated record. Gene Ontology annotation, molecular function: RNA polymerase II cis-regulatory region sequence-specific DNA binding; DNA-binding transcription factor activity, RNA polymerase II-specific.
AUGGCGGGGCUGACAGCAGAGGAAGUCAGCGUGGGGCUCAAGAUGGCUCCGCGAAAUCUGCCGCUGGGGCCGGAGAGAGUGAUUUAUCCUCUGUCAGACUCCCCCACUGUGAAGAUGUCCCAGUCAUCACCCGCUGAUGAAGGCACAACGUUUGAGCACCUCUGGAGCACGCUGGAGCCAGACAGCACCUACUUCGAUCUCCCUCCAUCCAACCAUGCGGGCAGCAAUGAGGUCUCCAACCGCACGGAAGUCACGAUGGACGUCUUCCAGAUGAGGAGCAUGAACGACUCGGUCAUGUCCCAGUUCAAUUUGCUCAACAACAGCAUGGAUCAGAGCAUCGGCAGUAGAAAAGACUCCACCAGACCCUACAGCUCCGAGCACACCUCCAAUGUCCCAACGCACUCGCCCUACUCGCAGCCCAGCUCUACCUUCGACGCCAUGUCCCCAGCUCCCGUCAUCCCUUCCAACCCCGACUACCCCGGUCCCCACCACUUCGAGGUGACCUUCCAGCAAUCCAGCACCGCCAAGUCGGCCACCUGGACAUAUUCCCCCCUGCUGAAGAAACUCUACUGCCAGAUUGCAAAAACAUGUCCCAUCCAGAUCAAG